Molecule: messenger RNA, 865 nt
Organism: Cuculus canorus (common cuckoo)
Lineage: Eukaryota; Metazoa; Chordata; Aves; Cuculiformes; Cuculidae
Gene: JAGN1
Product: jagunal homolog 1
Exons: 3
Coding region: 76-627 (183 amino acids)
Biological process (GO): granulocyte colony-stimulating factor signaling pathway; vesicle-mediated transport; endoplasmic reticulum organization
Cellular component (GO): endoplasmic reticulum membrane
Source: RefSeq, a predicted model, not a curated record
CGUCUCGCUGGCAGGUGGGGAGCGGCGGGCCGGGCCGGCGGGGAGGGGUCCCCGGGGGUGUCACCGGAUAGCACCAUGGCCUCCCGCGGGGGUCCCCGUGCCGCCGGCACCGACGGCAGUGACUUCCAGCACCGGGAGCGCGUGGCCUCACACUACCAGAUGAGUGUGACCCUCAAGUCGGAGAUCAAGAAGCUGAUCUACACACACGUCAUCAUCUGGCUGCUGCUGAUGGCCCAGAUGUGCGUGGGACACCUCAAGCUGCUGCCCCACGACCAGGUGGCCAUGCCCUACCAGUGGGAGUACCCCUACCUGCUCAGCAUCCUGCCCUCCCUCAUGGGCCUCCUCUCCUUCCCCCGCAACAACAUCAGCUACCUGGUGCUCUCCAUGAUCAGCACCGGCCUCUUCUCAGUGGCUCCUCUCAUCUAUGGGGCCAUGGAGAUGUUUCCCAUGGCGCAGCAGCUCUACCGUCACGGCAAAGCUUACCGCUUCAUCUUCGGCUUCUCGGCUGUCUCUGUCAUGUACCUGGUGGUGGUGGUGGCUGCUCAAGUGCACGGCUGGCAGCUCUAUUACAGCAAGAAACUGCUGGACUCCUGGUUCACCAGCACGCAGGAGAAGAAGAAGAAAUGAGCGAGGCUGGAUGUGCUCCGGGAGGGCUGGAGCUCCGCAGCCGGGCCCUGUGGGGUGGCGCUGGCGCAGCUCCGGUGGGUCCCUGAGGACCAACCUGCGUGUCUGAGCGUAGCCGCGGCUUCGUGCUCACAUUGUCGGGGGGGCAGUGGGGGGUCCCCGCUGCGCCCCACCGCGGGCUGCGGGUGCCCCUUUCCUCCGCCUGUCGCUCUAUGGAAAUAAAGCGCCCUCUCGGCUCCCA